AUGGACCCUCCACCACCACCCGCCACAACGCCUCCAGAAAACACACCAGGAAACGCCAACACGAGCGGCUCUGAAAAACGCAAAAACAAGCGGAAGCGAAAACGGUCUGCACCGAGCAGUGCGAAUGCGAGUGGGACGUCGACGCCUAAGGUUAUGAUUAAUAUUGAGGAUGGGAAGGAGGAGGAGGGAAGAGGAGGAAAUGGGAAUGGGAAUGGGAAUGGGAAUGGAAAGAAGGAGGAGCACAGCGGGAAAGAAGGACGAAGUAGUGGUGAAGCUCGUGCCUCGGGGUCUACAUCGACAUCGACAAAGGACGUCGCCAAUGGCCAGUCGUCAUUCGCGGAUGAAGACGACUUUAUACCCUUGGGCGUUGUCUCUUCCGACGACGAGGACGCGGACGAGGAAAGGGGUGCACGCGAUUUGAAAGGGAAAGGGAAGGCGGUGACUGGUACAGAAGGGUCUUCGAAAUCAAAAGGCAAAGAGCGGGCGACGGAUGGCGAGGAUGGCGAGGAGCGAGAUGAAGGCGAGAGGGAUAGGAAGCUGAGUAGGCGCGAACGAGCGCGUGAACGCAACCGGAAACGAUCGCGGUCGAGGUCGAGGUCGCGGUCCAGGGAUAGAGAAAGAGAAAGGGAAUGGGAUAGAGGGAAGAGGAGUCGCAGGGAAGAUGAUAGGGAAAGAGACCGAGUACGUGACUCCAAGCCGUCUCAGUAUGGCCUCGUAUUCGACUUUGACGACUUGUAUGUGAAGAGACACGCCUACGACUAUGGUCCAACCAACAAAGCUCCCUGGAUACGCGGUUUGAAUUUGGAGAGUUGCAAGAACGUGGCUGAGAUGAUGCACAAGGAGGUGGAAGCCUUUGUCAAGUGGAUAUCGCCUACCCCAGUCGAGGACGAGAUUCGCGGCUUGAUUGUGAAACAGAUCGCUGUAACAGUGCAGAGCAAGUUUCCCGACGCGUCUGUGCUGCCAUUCGGGAGUUACGAGACGAAACUAUACCUUCCAAUGGGCGAUAUCGACUUGGUCAUCCUUUCAGAAUCCAUGGCGUAUAGUAACAAGGUCUCCGUUCUCCAUACACUCGCCAAUACACUCAAACGUGCUGGCAUCACCUCACGCGUCACGGUUAUCGCCAAAGCCCGCGUUCCUAUCGUCAAGUUCGUCACUACGCAUGGUCGUUUCAAUGUCGAUAUUAGUAUCAACCAAGAGAACGGGCUCGUUUCUGGCAACAUUAUCAACGGCUUCCUACGACACCUUCACAACCCUACCUCCAACACCCCCGAAUUCGACGCCAACGGUAACCCCAAAACAAGUCUCGCGCUACGAAGUCUCGUCCUCAUCACCAAAGCCUUCCUCGCCCAACGCAGCAUGAACGAAGUCUACACCGGCGGCCUGGGCAGCUACAGCAUAAUGCACCCCAAGAUUCGGAGAGGGGAGAUUGACCCUGAUCAGAAUUUGGGUGUGUUGGUGAUGGAGUUUUUUGAGCUGUAUGGGUGUUUCUUUAAUUAUGAUGAGGUUGGGAUUUCGGUUAGGGCUGGUGGGACGUAUUUUAGUAAACGGCAGAGGGGGUGGUUUGAUUAUCAGAAGAGGGGGCUGUUGUCGAUUGAAGAUCCUGCUGAUCCUUCGAAUGAUAUAUCCAAAGGGUCGUAUGGUUUUCAAAAAGUUCGGACGGCAUUGGCGGGAGCGCAUAGUAUUCUGACUGCUACUGCGUAUCUGCGAGCUGGGAUUAUCAAUUCGAGGAGGAGUGGGCAGUCUGUGAAUCUUCGUGGGUAUCAUGACCCUGAGGAUUUGAGUAUCCUUGCGACGGUUAUGGGGAUUACUCAGGAGACGUUGAAUCAUAGGAGGCUCGUGCAGGAAUUGUACGAUCGCCGGGUUUUGCACUCGAUAUUGAACGUCGACCCAGCGCCACCGCCGUCGAUGUCCUUUUCGAAACCGCAAAGCUCGAAGUCGAACGGCAGUUCCGCCCACAACAACUCGAAUUCAAACUCGAAACCGAACGGGAAAGAACUCCGAAUUCAAGGUGCUGCCAAACGUUCGACUUCCAAUUCCAAAUCCGAGCCUAUCGUCAACUUUAUCGAUUCCGAGGAGGAAGACGACUACCAGUAUCAUCAUCACCAUCGGUCAGACGACGAAGAAGAGGAGGAGGGUCGGUAUGAUAUCCGACAGCCUCCCCGGAAGCGCCAGCGCACGGGCAAGCAGCAGGUCGAUUAUCAUACGGUGUAUGUGACUUCCGGAGACGAGGAUGAUGAUGAUUUGUACGAUUCGGAUGAAGAGGGUGUCGUUGAGCUUGAGGAGGGUGAGGAGAAGGAGGGUCAGGGUGCGAAGAGGAGGAAGAGUUUAGGGGAUGGAGAUAGAGAUCCCAUCGUCGAGAGGGAGAAGCAGGAUAAGAAGAGGUCGUAUUGGUUGUCGAAGGGGAUUGGUCCGUGGUUGGGAGGAGAUGUGGUUGGAGAGGAUAGUGAUUGA
Messenger RNA from Coprinopsis cinerea okayama7#130, 2451 nucleotides. Its product is annotated as Trf5. The coding region runs from base 1 to 2451 and encodes 816 amino acids. Gene Ontology annotation, biological process: RNA 3'-end processing. Gene Ontology annotation, cellular component: nucleolus; TRAMP complex. The transcript is spliced from 6 exons. The record is from RefSeq and is a predicted model, not a curated record. NCBI's taxonomy places the organism in Eukaryota, Fungi, Basidiomycota, Agaricomycetes, Agaricales, Psathyrellaceae. Gene Ontology annotation, molecular function: mRNA binding; poly(A) RNA polymerase activity.